Molecule: messenger RNA, 2560 nt
Organism: Bolinopsis microptera
Lineage: Eukaryota; Metazoa; Ctenophora; Tentaculata; Lobata; Bolinopsidae
Product: gastrula zinc finger protein XlCGF57.1-like
Exons: 1
Coding region: 39-1565 (508 amino acids)
Biological process (GO): regulation of gene expression
Cellular component (GO): nucleus
Source: RefSeq, a predicted model, not a curated record
UAUGUAGAACUAGUUACAAAUCAAUUGUUGUACUCAUUAUGGAGAAAGUGGAUAAUUCUGUACUAGCUAAAGUCGAAGAAGUGGACAUGGAAUUUGAUAGUUACAUGAAAGUCGAAGUGAAGAAAGAGGAAGAAGAUUCGAGAAGCAGGACUGGAGGCUUUGUAUGUCCGACAUGUGGCGAACAAAUUAUCAGUGAAAACUAUUUCAUUGAACAUGUCAGGAAGUUUCAUCAUAACGCUAAAUGCCCAAAACGGGAAUUGGAGGAUAAAUUCUCGAAAGAGUCCACUGAAGUUUCUAGAAAUGAAAACAAUAACUCUAGAUUUGAAGAUGGUAAUUUUGUUGAACAUGAUUAUGUUAAGUUUAAAAAAGAGGUGAAGACAGAAGAGGGGGAAUCUCAGGACAACAAUAUGGAGUUUCUUUGUCCUGAUUGUGGUGACACAUGUUUGGGAGAAAACACAUUUAUUGAACAUAUUAUCAGGGAGCACCAAAUUGACUAUGAUUCUCAAGAAAUAACAAUUAAUAAUCCUCAAAGUAGUUCUGAUGCCAACAUAGUCAUAAAUUCAACCUCUGGAGAUUUAAAUGCUCAUAAAAUUGAGAAAAAUUCUCAUCCCUCCAGUCAUCUGAGACAGCAUACAGGAGAAAAACCGUUUAAAUGUCCGGAUUGUUCUUAUGCAACUGCAGUAAAAUCAAAUCUUAUGAACCACCUCAAGACUCACACAGGAGAGAAACCGUUUAAAUGUCCGGAUUGUUCUUAUGCAGCUGCAAUAAAAUCAAAUCUUAUGAAGCACCUCAGAACCCAUACAGGAGAAAAACCGUUUAAAUGUCCGGAUUGUUCUUAUGCAACUGCAGUAAAAUCAAAUCUUAUGAACCACCUCAAGACUCACACAGGAGAAAAACCGUUUAAAUGUCCGGAUUGUUCUUAUGCAGCUGCAGUAAAAUCAACUCUUAUGAAGCACCUCAGAACCCAUACAAAGGAGAAACCGUUUAAAUGUCCGGAUUAUUCUUUUGCAGCUGCCCUAAAUUCAAACCUUAAAAAUCAUCUCAAAACUCACACAGGAGAAAAACUGUUUGAAUGUCCGGAUUGUUCUUUUGCAGCUGCCCUAAAAUCAAACCUUAAAAACCAUCUCAAAACUCACACAGGAGAGAAACCGUUUAAAUGUCCGGAUUGUUCUUAUACAGCUGCUCUGAAAUCAAGUCUUAUAAAGCACCUCAGAACCCAUACAGGGGAGAAACCGUUUAAAUGUCCGGAUUGUUCUUAUACAGCUGCUCUGAAAUCAAGUUUUAUAAAGCACCUCAGAACCCAUACAAAGGAGAAACCGUUUAAAUGUCCUGAUUGUUCAUAUUCAACUGCUCGUAAAUCAUCCCUCAAUGCUCAUCGGAAAACACACACAGGAGAAAAACCGUUUAAAUGUCCAGAUUGUUCUUAUGCAGCUGCUCAAAAAUCGAACCUUAAAGACCAUCUCAAGACUCACACAGGAGAAAAACCGUUCAAAUGUCCGGAUUGUUUAUACACUGCUUCUAGAAAAGACACUCUGAAGUUUCAUCAGAAAACUCACCAAAAUUGAAUGUAUCCACAGAUUUAAACUUUAAACUGCCAAAUUUUCACAAUUUAUAAAAUCCUCAUUUAUGUUGGUCCAACAUAAAUGAGGAUUUUAUAAAGACACCAUUAAUUACAUCCAACAUUGUUGGAUGUAAUUAAUGGUGUCUCAUCAUAUGGAAUAAACAAUAGUUUUGUCUAUUUCUACACUCCAGCUCUGAGCUCUGUGAUAACAAUAAGAUGUUUCAGAGUCUUUGCUAAAAUAGCAGGGUCCCCUGGCCCUGUGUAUAAGUGCAUUUCUGACCAAACAUUUAAGUAAUUCACAAACUUUUUAUUUAAACUUUAUUAAAAGAAGUAUAAAACUGUAUGCCUCCCUUACUUUUGACACUACCAUGACCAACCUGUUGUCAUUUUACUCCAAAAUGGUUCUAUACUUCUUCAAAUUUUUACCCUGUUAAUAAUUGUACAUAAUUCUGACGAAAUGUCAAAGUGGGUAUCUAUGUAAUUUUCGUAAUAAUUUAAUGGUUACCUUCAUGCCCACAGUUCAAUGUUUUAACCCACCAUACCAAUAUACCAUACUUUAUAUACUCAUUAUCUUAUUAUCUAUAUACUAUUAUAUGUUUUGAUUCUUAGUCCUUAGAAGAGCACUCUAUUAACUUCUUAACAGUUUUUGACUGAUUUUUGACUGUCCUGCACAGCAGAUCGAAGCAUCUUUAAAUUAUUUACUACUUUGAUUGUAUUGCUGUGUAAAUUUGACUCUAAUUUUAAUUAUAAUUCUACUGCAGUCUUUAUUUUUUAGAAUUGAACAGAUUUGUUUAAUAUUUAAAUCAGGGGUAUCUGAGUAGGGAUCAUGAUCAUUAAGCUGGAUAUGUUAACAGUUUUAAGUAUUUUCAUUGUGCCGCUUUUUCAGGACCUGUUUUUUUGACAUCAUAACUGCAAAUAACGUUUAGAUCUUAAUGCUUGAUAGAUGAUGCUAGAUACAUAAUCUUGGUUUUGUAGCAAUAUUUGUGUUUAUUUCUUAGA